Molecule: messenger RNA, 402 nt
Organism: Oppiella nova
Lineage: Eukaryota; Metazoa; Arthropoda; Arachnida; Sarcoptiformes; Oppiidae
Source: the annotation of a GenBank genome assembly
AUGGCUCAAAGAGAGAGCCGAGAAGACACCGCGUAUGUGGAAGUGUUGGAUCCCAACCGACAAAUGAGUGAUGAGUUGUUUGCCGAAGAGAUGGGAGGAGCGGUUGCGGCCAAAGAGUUCCCCUUCCGGUUGGACUCGUUUCAGAUGCAAGCGAUCAUCCAUUUGGAGAGACGGGACAAUGUGUUGGUGUCGGCGCACACGUCGGCCGGCAAGACAGUGGUCGCCGACUAUGCCAUUGCUAUGGCCUUCCGGUCGCACUCGCGAGUCAUCUACACGUUCCCUCCCCCUCCGCCGCACACAUCAUUCACAUUCACCGACCGAUACAACCAGUCCUCCAGAGCCAGGUUCACGAAAAUAUCAGUCGACUUGGAGUACACAACACAACAAUCACUCAACACAUGA